UUCGUUCAGUUUCAAAAUGAAGAGAUACUGCGUCUUACUCGCUGGUAUCAUACUGCUUUCCCAAUAUUCAUCAACACAUGAUGGUACCUUGUUGCUGAAAUAUCGAAGCGAUGUCGAUGGCGUACAAUCUCAUAACGAUGCGGUGGCUAAUUUGAUAAACACAGCAGUUGCAGAUCAUUUUCCUACCAGCGGCUCUUGCAGAAUCGAUCCGAACAACAAAUCGAUCACCGUCCAAAACUUAAGAUUCCAUUGUAGUCAGAAACAACUUCAAAGGAUUUUCUUGAAUUUGACCCCUCGAUCGUUACCAAGUGGCAGUUUACGAGGCUACACAAUACUUGGACAUGAAAAACACCAUGACGGGCUAAUCGGCCUAGUAUGGCAUGGCAAAACAUUUAACUAUCCUAAUGGAGGUGGACGAGGCGUUGUCACCAAUAAUGUCGUGCAUGUAUUCGAAUUGUUGCGAGCUUCAAUUUUUCCAUCCAUUGCACCGAUGGACGGUAGAAAAGCGUUCGAAAUCGAUUAUAGAGGGGAUAUUUUGUCCUUUCUGAUGGUCGAUUAUCUGAGAAACGUUCAUCCGAAUUUGUACUUGGGAUAUUUUGCAUUUCGAGCGUUCAACAAAGUUCCCAUUGGAUAUUUUUUGUUGGAAAGUGAUUAGUGUUUGGUGGAGUAGAAAAUUAUUUACCAACUGGGUGUAUGUGUACACAACAAAAAAUCACAAAAUAUUAAAAAUGAAAUAAAAU
Messenger RNA from Bradysia coprophila, 740 nucleotides. RefSeq lists its product as uncharacterized. Lineage: Eukaryota; Metazoa; Arthropoda; Insecta; Diptera; Sciaridae. The record is from RefSeq and is a predicted model, not a curated record.